CAGUGUACUCCGUAUUCAUUAGUCGCAGUAAGCGGCAGUCAGCCAGACAGCCAGUCGGCCGUGGACAGUGGCGACGGCGAGGCGAAGCCGUAUUUGGAACUUGGAAGCAACCGCCCCGCAGGCGCGAGCGCCGUCGUCCGUCUCGCCUCGCCUCGCCUCGCCUGGCACUGCACGCGCAAAAUCGCAUCGCAUCACGAGCUCUACUCUCCCCGGCUCCACUGCCCGCUCGCUCUCCGACUCCAUACAGGCAAACCGCGCCGCCGCGCUUCUAACCCCCACCCAACUCUGCCUCCGAUCCCACCCUCCCAGCCCAGCGCGUCAAGUACCCCGCCUCGGUUCGCUCCCCGUGUGAUCUGGUUCCCACCCGCGGCCAUCGCAUCGCCGCCGCCGCCGCCGCCGCCGCAGAACCUCGCGCUCCCGGCGCGGGAUCUCGCGGGCCCCGGCCCCACGGUCCGGCGAUCGGGAUGACAGCGGCGCGCCGGCGAUGACCGGCUCGGCGGCCUCGCUGGGCCUGCGGUCCGGGAGCUACGGCUCCCUCGCGGCCGCCGCCGUCGUCGGCAGCGGCGGGAGGAAGGCCGGCGCCACCGCCUGCCGCACGCUGCGCGUGGAGAAGGAGCGCCUGCACCGCGCGCUGCGGCUGGUCGGACGCCGCAGGACCGGCGUCCUGCUGCUGCUCGCCGUCGCGUCCGCCGCUCUCUUCUGCUCCCUCUUCGCCGUCGUCAAAGAUGACGCCAAUUCAACUAGUAUUGUAAAUAAUUACGAAGUCCCAAAUGCCAUACAGAAGUCAGUGUAUCCCAGCAGAACACGACCUCUAAUGAUGUCUGGAAACCAAGAGUCCACCAGUGUUGUCAACAAAAUUGAUUUUCCAAAUCGGCUUCAUCUUUCAUUUGCAAACUUCACACAUCCUUGUGAAGGUUUCUCAGUUCCUCCUCCCCUGGUUGAUAAGAAACGCACUGGACCCCGGCCAUGCCCUGUUUGCUAUGUUUCCGUGGACCAGGCAUUUGCCUUGAUGCCCCUACAAGCUUCACCAUCACCUGUCCUAAAGGACUUAAACUAUGUAUCAGAAGAUGGUGUUACUGCAAAUUUAUCAAAUCAGGGAUCUGGAUUUGGAGGGCAUCCAUCCCUGGAUCAGAGAAACGAUUCUUUCAACAUUAAUGAGUCAAUGACUGUCCACUGCGGCUUUGUCAGAGGAAAGAAGCCUGGCCAAGGUACUGGAUUCGAUAUCAAGGAUGACGAUCUGCUAGAGAUGGAGCAAUGCCACGAUCUAGUCGUAGCUUCUGCUAUUUUUGAUGAAGAAACAGAGGCUUAUGUCAAGAAUUCUAGUUCUCUGUACAACAAUAAUAAAGUUGGACUGUGGAGGCUGGUGGUUGUCCGAAACCUCCCUUAUGAAGACCCAAGGCGUACGGGAAAGAUUCCAAAACUUCUGCUCCAUAGGCUUUUUCCAAAUGUGAGAUUUUCAGUUUGGAUAGAUGCAAAACUUGAGCUUGUUGUGGAUCCCUAUCUCCUGCUUGAGAGGUUCCUUUGGAGGAAGAAUACCACUUUUGCAAUCUCUCGGCAUUACAAACGCUUUGAUGUGUUUGAAGAAGCAGAAGCGAACAAAGCUGCUGGAAAGUACGACAACGCGUCAAUCGAUUACCAAAUAGAGUUCUACAGAAACGAGGGCCUAACGCAUUAUUCUUCUGCUAAGCUUCCCAUCACAAGCGAUGUCCCCGAAGGCUGUGUGAUCAUCAGAGAGCACAUCCCCAUCACGAACCUGUUCACGUGCGUAUGGUUCAAUGAGGUUGAUCGCUUCACCUCCAGGGACCAGAUCAGUUUCAGCACGGUCCGGGACAAAAUCAGGGCUAGAGUUGGCUGGAUGCCUGAGAUGUUCAUGGACUGCGAAAGGCGCAACUUUGUCGUUCAGGUAUACCACAGGGAGCUACUGGAGCAGAUGAUUGCAUCUGGUAGGAUGCCCCCUUUGGCGGCGGCUGUGACGCACGCGAAUGUCCGGGUAGGUAGCAGGAAAGCUCCUCCGACAAAGAAGCCCUCCGUGAAACGGAAAAGGGAGAAAAAAUCGAGCUCGCGACGGCGUCUCCCGAAACCCAUCGCCCAGGGGUUGGAUGCCAAUGUGACGCAAGUUUUUUUCUCAGUAGCAGAGUCUGGAUAGUCCCACACAGGAACAUUGUUCCAUUAGGUCUGGGGCCUGUAAUCGUGCCCCGGCGAGAUUUGUUCAUAGCUAUUCUUCAUCAUUGUUGUACAUAACAGCGGCAACCCAACAUUCAAUUUUCUCCAUUCAUAUUAUCUUCGGUUCCAUUGAUAUUA
This is a messenger RNA of Zea mays, 2301 nucleotides long. RefSeq lists its product as uncharacterized. The transcript is spliced from 9 exons. The record is from RefSeq and is a predicted model, not a curated record. The coding region runs from base 485 to 2146 and encodes 553 amino acids. NCBI's taxonomy places the organism in Eukaryota, Viridiplantae, Streptophyta, Magnoliopsida, Poales, Poaceae.